Penicillium cinerascens is the source of this 2079-nucleotide messenger RNA. Its product is annotated as LIM domain-containing protein. The record is from RefSeq and is a predicted model, not a curated record. NCBI's taxonomy places the organism in Eukaryota, Fungi, Ascomycota, Eurotiomycetes, Eurotiales, Aspergillaceae. Bases 1 to 2079 code for a protein of 692 amino acids. The transcript is spliced from 3 exons.
AUGGCGACUAUGAACCCGGGCUUCUUGCCCACCAUCAAAUGCUCCAACUGUGGCCACAAUGUCGAGAUCUCGGCCAUGGGCGACCAUGUGUGCUCUGCCGUCGACCACACCCCUGUCGCACCCAUCCCGUCUCCUCCUCCCUCCGCGGGGCUCGAGGCUACCGAUAGACUGAAGCCUGGCCGAAUGCCCCCUCGCAUCGAUCCUUCAAUCGCAAACCGCGCAUUCCUCCAGCCCAAUGUACCGACGCCGGCGAGUAGCGUAGGCUCACAUUUGUCAUCGCCGCUCUCCGCGAGGUCGGCACCUCGGUCUCCGAUGAAGGCAUCCCCGGAAGAUGAUUCGGUGCUCGAUCUGGAUUCCGUCUUCUCCUUCCCGAUGCCCGGGAAUCGGCCACCGGCCCGCGUGGGAACCCCGGGCAGGACGGCCGAUUCGACGGCACGAUCGGCGGCCCUCACGCCAUCACCGCAACUCGGUGUCAACCUCAUGCCGGAGGAGAUACAGCUUCCCGCCAGCCCACUUCCGCCCUCCCGAGAAACCGCAGAGAUGGCUCACCAGCGGGGAGAUUCGUCGGUGAGCCACAGUAGCUACCGCACCUCGUUGGAAAGCACUCGCCACGGAACGUCGACCGCUCGAUCUUCAACGAACAGUUUCUCGCGUGGGCUCCGCACAUUCAUGGACGAUACCCCGCCGAUGCCACCGCCCCUUCGAACUCCGAACAAAGGUUCCUUUUCUCGAGACUCGAACCAUUCCGUCAGCUCCUCCUAUCGGAAUGACCGCGAAGAAACCUACAGUGGAUUUGAUUUCGGCAUCCAGGACCACCAUCCUUCGGGCCUGCAUGAUUUGCCCGAGGAACGCUCACCGGAAGAGGCUGCAUCCAACCUCGACGAAGCCUUCCCACCACCUACACAAACACACCUUCACCCGGCCGAUGCCGAGUUCGGCAGUGAUGGUUUGAGAAAGCGAAACUCCGACGCUACGAGUGAGAGCAAUCUAUCCGUCACGAGCUUUGCGCAGGCCUUGGGCCUGGAGAGCCAUUCACAGCAACCGGAGGGCUCGACUUCCUCGGACUCGUCACCACCAUCAGAUACUCGCAGUGGCAGUUCCAUGUCCAGCCUGCCCUCCGAUGUGAGCUUGAACCGCCAUAAACCAUCCGAUCCCCUCAAUCUCGGCCCGCUCGUCAAGGAACUACCCCCACGAACGCGUCAGACGAUUCUGGAACUGCCAGGUCGGAUACCGGGUUCCAUGGACGAGGUCCCCCCGAUACCAGCAGCAUUUUUCAGCCCGGACUCGCCCACUGAUCCGGCGAUCGGCCAAGGCAGUCUGUCAUUGAUCGUCGAGAAGCGCGAGGAGCACCAAAAGCGCGAGGAGGCCUCGAGAGAACAUCAACCCGAAGAACCUCAGUUUCCUCCUCGAGCUCUGGAGCGGUCAGUCACCGAGCCAAUCCUUCCACCACCAAGUCGAUCUGCGACACGAUCAAAAGGUAAAUGCAAAGGAUGUGGUGAGAAUAUCAUGGGGAAAUCGAUAUCAUCCUCCGAUGGUCGUCUUACAGGGCGAUACCACCGUGGCUGCUUCGUCUGUUUCGAAUGCCAUUCUCCUUUCCAAACGGCCGAUUUCUACGUCCUCAGCAAUCGUCCUUACUGCGCACAACACUACCACGAGCGCAAUGGGUCUCUGUGCUCCACCUGUCAUAAUGGAAUCGAGGGCCACUAUCUCGAGACCGUCGAACGAAACCCCAACCGACCAGAUCGUCGUCGAUUCCACCCCGAAUGCCUGCAAUGUCGAACCUGUCAUGUUUUGCUCCAGGGUGAUUAUUUCGAAUGGAACGGUGAAGUCUAUUGCGAACGUGACGCUCGUCGGGCUGCAGCCGCUCUCUAUCCACCUCCUCCUGGCCGUCGGCGACCCACCCCCGGAUCCUCUCCGUUAGGUUCUUCUCCCUUGUCUCACGGAUAUCCUCCCCCAACUGGAUAUCCUCCUCCCCGGUCCCCGGGGCCGGGUCAGGGACUUCGUCCCGGGCCACGGUUCCCCUCCGGCGGCGCUCGACGUUUCCCGGAGAGACGAACCACCAAGCUCAUGAUGAUCUGA